UACGAUUACAGGCAAUCUAGUUGAUAAGUAAAGUUACGUACCUUUUUUUUUAUAUAGUCUUUGUGUAAGACUAUGUCUGUGUUUUUUUCAUGAUAAUUCACCCAGCUACCCUGACAUGUACCAUAUUUAAUUCAGAAUACAUUGUUAACGGAUUUUUCAAUAUUUUAACACAUAAUUAAAGCAAAUUAAUAAUUAACACGACGCCGUAAAUUGAUAAUGAAUGACGUCAGGCGUAAAUCUAGCGGAUGUUGUCUUCUGUCAGUGCAAACCACUCAGUCUCACGGAGGACGGGCUGUCACUUUCUCAAAAGGGCAGAUCAAACCAAUAGCUACCAGUGAAGCGGUUUUAUAUAUCUUUCUUGGUUCAAACAUCCGGCAAUUAUGUCGAGUGAUCCUCCUCCGCCAUAUCCCGGGGGACCCAGUGCACCACUCAUUGAAGAAAAGAAUGGGCAGCCUGUAAGAACAGCCCAGCCACAACAAGGCCACCCUCCGCCUCCAGACUAUGGCCCUCCUCCAUAUGAAGGACCACAGCCGGGGUACCUCCCGCCACAUGUUCCCGGAGAAGGAGCUAUGCCCAUGCCAAUGCCCAUGCCUAUGCCACCUCCACAAGGUGCCCUCUACCCCCCUCCCCCUGGACACUUCCCUCACCCGAUGCCUGGACAGAUGGGCCCAGGCCCCGGUCCCUUCAUGCACAUGGGGGGCCACACAGCCACAGUGUUGGCUCCUCCAGGAGCAGCCACCACAGUGACGGUGCUGCAGGGAGAGAUGUUCCAGACCAGCCCGGUGCAGACCGUCUGUCCACACUGUCAGCAGGCCAUCGUCACACGCAUCUCCCACGACAUCGGCCUCAUGAACACACUCUUCUGCCUCUUCUGCUUCUUCGUGGGGUGUGAUCUGGGGUGCUGCUUGGUUCCCUGCCUGAUCGAUGACCUAAAGGAUGUGACACACUCUUGUCCGUCCUGUAAGGGAUACAUUUACACAUACAAGCGUAUAUGCUAACCACCGACAGCUAUUUGAUACAACAUGCACCUGAAUAAACUCACAACUGAUAGUGACAGGCCUUUUCAGUUUGGUGUCGUGCCCAUAACAUUAUAUUCACCUGUCAUCAUUUGUUCAUAUUUAUUGUAUAUAUCAUUUCUUCUUUCUUUGAUCUAAUCCCUCACUAAACACUGAAAAAGGAGGCGCCCACACUGAUAGUCGACCCACAUUUUGCAACUGAGCCAUAAUGCAGAAUGAAGGAUUGUAAUUUAAUGCAUUUAUGUGAGGUACUGAUAGAGAGCCUCAACUAGGAAAGACUGUGAAACACUUUACUCACUAUUUAUUUACAUCUAUUAAUUAUGUUAUGUUGAAAUGUCUUCAAAUCAUAUUUUAUUUUUAAUGAUUCCAUAUGAAGAACUGUGAUUUUCCUUUUGUUUGUAUGUAUGUUUAUUGGUUUUAUCCUAAUAUCCUUUUGAAUGUGAGCAAACUAACGUCAUUGGCUUGUUGUGGAUUGCCCAAGGUUGCUGUUACUUGCUAAUCUAAUUCUGUACUUUUGGGGCCGUAGUAUGACAACAGAGCUUUUACAUGCAAUUAGACACUAAACAUUAUGCACUUUAUGUUUUAAUUAUUGUAUUUACUUCUUAUGAAUUUGUAAAGCUUCACUUUACACAAUCAAAAGAUCUUAGAGACUUUGUUUGAUAGUUCUUUUAAAAGUCUGGCCUUUUUUGCAUUUUUAUUCAUUUGAGAAUUAAAAAAAACUACACUACUUAAAAAUAGUUCUGAGGAAAAAAAACACAUAAAUGCAGCUAGUAGAUAAAGAUUUUUAGUUGAACAGCAGUAGUUAAACAACAGGGACAUGCAUGUCAUUUGUGCAACUGCUCUUUAGCAUCUUGUCACUUGGUGCCACUCAGACCUCUUAGUGCCACUGUAAAGUUUGUCAUAAAAAUGCAGUAAGAACAGUGCUUUCUGUGGCACAAUCAUCAAAAUAAAAUGUUACCCUUCUGAUGGCAUUCUGUCUUUAAGAUAAACUCGGAUGCAUGUUAGAUUAUAAAAAUGUUUUAACAAAUAAUGUACACUAGUAACAUCUCUAUGAUUAAGCUUUAACUGAAAUUGAUCACUAACAUAAAUUCAACUCGUACAAAAGCAUGCUCCAGCUACACUGGUAAUUUUUUCUCAGUAAAGCAGUCUACGCUGUUCAAGCCAUGCAACUAAAUAAACAGAAACAACAGUUAAUAGCUGUAUUUUCCCUAAUGAAGUUGUGCAGGAAAGUUGUUGAAGGAUUUUGAAGACAAUGUAUUGUAUGCCAUUGUGGAUUAUGCUGGUCUGCAUUGCUUUCUAAAUGUCUGUGAUAUGUACAACGAUGUAAGUCAAAAUUGUUGAACUGUUGUAUACAGUUACUAUUUUAUCAAUAAAAAGCAAGAACAUG
Boleophthalmus pectinirostris (great blue-spotted mudskipper) is the source of this 2403-nucleotide messenger RNA. RefSeq names its product cell death-inducing p53 target 1 (gene cdip1). The coding region runs from base 381 to 998 and encodes 205 amino acids. The record is from RefSeq and is a predicted model, not a curated record. Gene Ontology annotation, molecular function: zinc ion binding. Gene Ontology annotation, biological process: intrinsic apoptotic signaling pathway in response to DNA damage by p53 class mediator; tumor necrosis factor-mediated signaling pathway. The transcript is spliced from 5 exons. Lineage: Eukaryota; Metazoa; Chordata; Actinopteri; Gobiiformes; Gobiidae.